Molecule: messenger RNA, 6148 nt
Organism: Xyrichtys novacula (pearly razorfish)
Lineage: Eukaryota; Metazoa; Chordata; Actinopteri; Labriformes; Labridae
Source: the annotation of a GenBank genome assembly
CCACGGUUGUGGGCGACGGACCGGCCGCGGGUAUAAAGAGAUCUCUGGGACUUCUUUGCGUCACUGCUCGAAGCGGCAGCGACUCGGUCACCAGAGCUGAACCUGAGCAGAGAUAGCAGCAAGCAGGCAUCUUCUCGCCGCGCAGGCUAACUCGCUUUCGGCUUUGGUUCGAGAUGGAGACUCGUUGCGCCAUGAGGGGCUCAAGCGCCCGAAACUUCAAGAGUGAGUACCUUUCUCUUUUGCAUUCAUCUGCAUGCUUUUCUGACUUCGCAAGUUAUGAGGUUUAUUAGUUUGUCGUUUUUCGUUUACGAAUGAAAACUUGAUAAUGUUUUAAAAAGUUGUGUCUGGAACUAUAAACUUCACGGUGAUGAGUCCGUGUCAACAGCAUGUAUGUCAGUGGGAACGGUGGAAACUAAAGAAAUCAUAAACUUUUACUUUGAUUUAUUGCCACAGCCAUUCAGUAUUUAUUUAACAAUUCUCAUCAGGGCUUUUUUCGCUCUCCAGCAUCUUUUUUUCAAAACUGAAAACAGUGGAUGUGGCACAGGGAGAACCAGGGUGCGCUCUUUUGGCACCUUUUUACGCAGAGUUUUGGAAGUAAAUGGCGUUGUUUUUACCAUGACAAGCUAUGUUUAAAUGUUUUGACGAAUCAUCUGCAGUUGAAGUCAAUGUGUGAAUUAUUUGUCCCUUUUGUAAAAUUUACCAAAGCAUCGCAAUUUCAUCUCCGAUACGCACAGGGAGACACAGUUGUAAAUACCCUCCUAUCAUGAGUCUCGGCUCAGUCUUUCAUCUCUAGUCUACAGAGACUCUGCAGCAGUUUGAUAAAAUCUGAAGUUCUCCUUCGGCGCCCCGCGCAUCUGAUAAUCCAACCAGUGAAAAGGUCGAGGGGGUCAGCCACUGGAAAAAACUUGCGCACAGCAUGAAUGGGAAGUUCAUUAUUUUUUCAUGCAUGUAAUUUUCCCGCGGUGGCCACCUUUGUACGCUGUCAUCUGAGAUGUGCCAAGAGGCUGUUGCAAUAUUAAGAUGGACCGAAACUGACCCGGGUCUGGUUGCCGGUUUUACGCGCGCAUCCAGUGACAAACCUCUAGAGGAAACAUCCUUGUAAAGGUCUGAGAACUAGGAAACCAGGUUAAUUUGUGCAGAAACACGAGGUGCUCACGUUUUGGACCCUGAAGAGUUUAUGCCUCCUUUUGUUUGUUUGAUUUUUGAUAUUAUUUCUGUUUCUGAAAUGAAGGGUUAUGCAAUCCUGUUACAACAGCCAAGGAUACCUGUGUAAUGUGAUCUGGUAGAUAUUAAUGGUUGGAUGAUUCCUGCAUUGUAAACUGAUGAAUUAUAUAUAACCUCCUCUGUUCUGAAGACUAUGAACAAGUCACAGGUGAGAGCACAGCAGUGCUAAAACCAAUCACUGUCAUCAGCAACAGCUUGAUGGACGGACAGCAAAGAGGGCUGAAAACAAAGCUCCUUUCUUCUGUCUCAAAGGCAUCAAGAAUAAUGCAGCAGCAACAGCCUUCUGCUCCUAUCCUGACCCUUUGUUUGGAGGGUUUAUUUUGUGUGUCUCUGUGUCCUCCCUGCAGGUGGAUUGACUCUGUGGCUGGUGCUUUGGCUGGUGGUGGUGAAGCCGGGCGGGGUGUCAGCAUGCCCUAAGUUGUGUGUGUGUUACCCCACGCCUAUGACGGUCAGCUGCCAGUCCCAGAACAUCACCAUAGUGCCAGCUGGUGUGCCGUAUGACUCACAACGUGUUUUCCUGCAAAACAAUCGCAUCACUGAGCUUCGCGCGGACUCUUUUGGCUUUGAGACACAGGUUAAAAAUGGCAGGGUUUCUACAUCUGCAUUAUUUCUCUGCAGUAUUUGUGGUCAGUCUUUUUUCUUACUCAUGACUUCUCUCGUCUUUCUCUGCAGGUGCUCUGGCUGUAUGGCAACAACAUAACAUGGAUCGAAGCCGGGGCCUUCAGUAACCUCCGAGUGCUGGAGGAGCUGGACCUGGGCGAUAACCCGCUGCAGCGCCUGGAAGGUGGAGCAUUCAGAGGUUUGGAGAAGCUGCAGAGCCUGCACAUGCAUCACUGCAAGCUGGCUGCUCUACCCCAUGACCUCUUCCACAAACUGUACAGUCUGCAGUUCUUAUACCUACAGGUGGGACAAACACACACACACAUACAAACACACAAACACACACACACUUUAAAACCCAAAGUUAUACAGUCUGCACAUUUAGGUCAUCUUACGUAAAUUGAUACAGCAUACAUUAUGUUCAAAAGAACAAGCUCUUCUUCAGAGUUUAUGAAUUAAUUAUUCAUGUCGCUGUUGCCAACACGCAGGCUGCACACCUACACAGUCUUCGAAGCUACGCAUGUUAAAAGCUGAUCCAAGUAGGUUGAGGGAGUUCACACUCAGAUGGAGAAUAUUAAUGUGCAACAAAAUGCAAUCACUGGGCACUGUUUAAAACCAGAAAACUAGAUUUAUACUUUUCUCAGCAGUGAACACACUUUACGGUCAAAGCUCACUUGAUAGCUUUCAGAUUGUGAUCUUAAGCAUUAAUAUUAACUGAGAGUCAGAUAAUACAAUAAUUAAUAACAUGAUUGUGCUAAAGGUAGAGGCAAAAGGAAGACUUAAAUGCCUGCACAAAGAAAUAUCUUACCCCCUGCUUCAUCUUCUCAGGUUUUAAUUUAUUCCAGCUGGCCAGAAACAAUAGCUUCCAGAUUUUCUUUUGUAAUAUGAUUCGUAUUUUUCCCAGAGUUGUUGUUGACUGUCUGGCAGCUGAGAGUGAGAUUUCAGCUGAGGAUGUCCUUGUAUGGAGAGUUGAAUCUCUGUUCAAAACAGACAAGUGCUGCCAGUGUUGGUCUUUAACAAGUCAGAAAUCUUAAACACAUUUAGUGUGGUUCACUCUGCCCACUGCGGUCAAUUUCAAAUAGGACAUGUCAAAGUCUAUAUACAGUAAAUGUAUCACAGAAUCACAGACAUUUACUGAGGGAAAUAGGGAAUGUAGGUUUGAACUAGGUAUAUAUACCAUACACACGGACAAAAGCUGAUUAUCAAAGACUAUGAGAAAUUGAUUAAGCCACCAUGAUGUCAAAAGUACUUGGAGAACAACAAUUGUGAUGUCUCCUAAUUGGCAAUAUUUCUGCCUUUCUAUAUUGGCUUUUUCAUACAGUAUGUGGACAGGAGGAGAUUUUGAUCAUUUCUAAAAGUAGCUCUGCCGUAAAGCACAACCUCCUCUAUCCUUAACCUAACUUUUGAUAGGACUGAUAUUGAUAAUAAAGAAAAUACAGCUGUAUUUCAGAAGACUUGAAAUGACUAGCAAAAGCUAUAAAAUCACUCAACAAACCUGAUAAUGAGUCAAUCAGGAUCCCACUCCUACAGACUUUUCAUGGUCGCCCCCUGCUGGUCAUUAGAAAGAAUGCAGGUUUAAGACACUUUCAUCAUCACCUUUCAAUCAUGGAGGAGGAGUCCUUUUCUUUUCGAAUAUGAUUUAAGGCUCAGAGAGAUACAACAAAUGGAAAUAAAUCUGAAAUUGACAAUCAGCAUUCAUUGCACACCUUGUGAUAUCUAACUCUUCAUUUUCUCACCCACUUCUCCACAACACUAAAACUUGCUCUUGUUUUUCACUUUGCUCCAGGACAAUCAGCUCCACUUUCUGCAGGACGAUCUUUUCUCUGAUCUGGUUAACCUCACUCACCUCUUCCUUCACGGAAACCGCAUUCGUGCCCUCUCUGAGAAUGUGUUCAGAGGUUUGGUCAACCUCGACCGCCUCCUUCUCCAUGAUAACCGCAUCAGGCAGGUCAACCGUCGUGCCUUCCGUGACCUUGGCCGCCUGACUAUCCUUUACCUGUUCAACAACUCCCUGGCUGAGCUGCCAGGUCAGGCCAUGAAGGACACCCAAGGCAUCCAGUUUCUCCGCCUCAAUGGAAACCCCUGGUCCUGUGGCUGUGAGGCCCGUCCCCUCUGGGAGUGGUUCCGCGAGGCCCGCAUCUCCUCCUCUGAGGUUAUGUGCAUCUCCCCAUCUAAGCGCCGUGGACAGGACCUCAGAUUCCUGCGGGAGCUGGACUUUGCCCUCUGCCCUUUACCUGACCCUGGCUCUCUUGCUGGAUCAACAACGACAACCUUCAGCACCAAAACCCGCUGGUGGUUCUCCAAACACAAGCCGGCAUCCUCAUCAAAAUCCUCCUACCAGAAGAGCAAAGAGACUGUUAAAGCCUUCCCUUUCACUGCUGUCAAGCCUCAGUAUCUCCCUAAAACCCCCAUAGAAACUUUCCCUUCCAAGUAUGAACUGUCUGCUGAUGAGGCGGCGCUCCCGAAGCUGGACCAAGCAGAAUACUGGGCAAACUAUGGCAAUGAAGACUCCUCCGUCCGUUGUUUUGAGCUAGAGUGCCCCCCAGGCUAUGACAACCCACCGUUCUUCUCCCCCAGCUCCUCAGCUGUCACCCCAUCUCUCCUUCACGUCCUCUCCCUCUCCAUAGUCAUGCUCUGCCUCCAUUUCUUGUUUGGCUGAACUCCUCCCGCCUCUCCCCCUUUCAGUCCUCUCUGAUAACUACCCCUGCUCUUUCCAACCUUCACAAAAACCUGGAUCUUGAUUCCUUUCAGUCACCUCCUUGACUUGAAGGAGAUGUUACACUGACACAGGAGACAGGCGAGGCAGUGGGGACCUGUCUUUAAAAAGAUAGAGGUCAGUUGAGUUGAUGUAAAGCAGGAUGAGAUUUAGGUAAAAUCAGCUGCAUCAUGAAACUGUGAUAAAGACGGUGUGAGGGCAGAAAACAUCAUGAAGUGGAAGAGAAAGAACGCAAAGUCAGCUGUUGGCGUCUCCAAAGGUUUUUGAUAUCACAAUAACAUAAACAGCGCAGGCGUUGUGACAGCUUUUUUUCUAAAUCAAACAGUGCUCACCAUACAACCAUCGCUAUCCUUUACUAAAUCUUUCAACGUGAGUAGAAACAGUGAUUGAUGAUGUGUUGUUUGGCAGAAGUCUGCAGAAGUCAUAGAAAGAGCAACAGAGAAAAUUUGAGGCUUUACCAGAUAUAAAAAAAUCUGAUGUCUCAGAGGGAGAAAUGAAGAGAAAAUCAAUACAACGUGAGCAGAGAAAGCUUAAGAUAUUCAUCUGGAGGCGCAAAAGGAUGAGAACAUCAUUAGUUUUGCAGCCAAGGCGGACUCACCUCUCUACUUCAGAUUCAAACUCUGAGGAUAACAAAACAUCACCCACACAUGUAGAUACUGUCAUCAUUUGUAUAUACACUCAUCACAAACUGCUCUCUGAUCAUGACCAGCUUGAUUUGUACAUCCCAUUUUAGUAAGAUUGAGAUACUGACAGUCUGUGGAUUGUAAGUGAAAGAAAACUCCUUCCACCCCUUAGAUUUCUGUCUCGUGAAAAAGAAAAACAUGAUUUUCACCGGAGUGGGUCUUUAAAGAGUGCCUGCGGUGUAAAUGUGUCAGACUUUUCCUUUAAUGUAUGGUUUCCAUCUGCCUGUAAGGCUGGUUGUCCAAGGCAACAGCACACAAGAUAGGAAUAACCACUCAUGACUCUUCUGAAUAGAUACCCAGUUAACUGUCUGGUUCCUCUUGCAUCACACCUUGACCGGCCAUUUGUCUCUGGCAGUGUGACUUUUUGUGGGUGUAUGAGGAUGAUUGUGUGUUCUUAAAUCUAAAUUCAGGUGAAGGAAGAGUUCAAUAUUUAUUUGGGAGAGGUUUGGUCAACCAAUAUGUCCUCAGGACCCCAAACUGUUUUAAAACUCACUCAUUUUAAAAAUGCAUUUGAUUUCUUUCUACUAUUUUAAAAUUUGUGAUAUCUGAAGGUCUCGGCUAAUUUUAGAGAUACUUUGUCUAUCCGAUUUGUGUCAUGCACAGCAAACACAAUUGAUUUAUUAAACACUGGGCAAUCUAUUGUGUAUUAAAGCUCUACUUGAACACAUAAAACUUUUUUGACUCUUGUGCAUGUUUUUUGGAAAAUGGGAUGGGAAUUCACUUGGUUCAACAAGAUGCCAAUUUAACCUGGCUGUGAUCUUUGUCAUAUCUUGAAAAAGUCCUUAUGAAUCCAACUGGAAAUAUGAACUUGCAAGUGUGAGUUUCUACAUAGACUGUGAAAGACGCUGUCAGGUUCUGUAUUUUUGGAUAAAAAACUUGUUAUAAAAGUGCUUCUCAGAUUAAAAAAAUAAACAAUCAAAACUGA